GGUGUGAAGGCUUUAUUCCUUCACCUCACUUGUAUUCACUGGGAGCCCGUUAUGUGUCGAGAUCUGAGAGCGAAGGCUUCGUUUUCCAGGUCUCUCCAAAAGAAAUGGAAAAAGGCUCAAAGUGAAAUGGUUUACCCAAGGCCACAGAAAAGGUUGAUGGCAGAGGAAGGAGAAUUACUUAAGCUUUCCUAAUUCCUACCUGAGCUCUUCACCCAACCCCCACCCUUACCACUCAAUACCUGCCCAAGUGGAGUUGCCUCAUGGUCACUGAACCUUUCAGAAUUUCCACACUGAUUAGUCAACAGUGGAAAAUCCGAAGAGAUGCAAGUAGGAAAAAGAAACUAAAACAGGCCUGAAGAGCGAUGCGACAGGCGUGAUGGAGGUCGAGUCCUCCUACUCGGACUUCAUCUCCUGUGACCGGACAGGCCGUCGGAACGCGGUCCCUGACAUCCAGGGGGACUCUGAGGCUGUGAGCGUGAGGAAGCUGGCUGGAGACAUGGGCGAGCUGACACUCGAGGGGGCAGAAGGACAGACAGAGGCGGGCACUCCGGACAAGGAAGCUAGCAAGCAGCCUGAGAGCAACGAUGGGACCACCUCGUCUUGAGUCUGACCUUGCCCAUGGAAGGUGGAAGAGAGACCUGCUGUCCCCACCUGGACAGGGAGCCCUGGCAUUGGCCUGGCAGCCCCUUCUCUGAGCCCCUGUACCAGGCAAGCCAGGCCAGAGUGAAAAGGCACCCCCGGAGGCCGCCGUGGCCCCUACCCUGGAAAAACCCUCCCCCUGCACCCUCAGGCUCCACUCGCCCACCACCUCCUCACCGUGCCCGGGCACACUCUCAAGACCCUGUAGCUGCGGGGCAUUAUUUAUUCAGCGGGCACCUGGGUGAGCAGCACCCCAAGAACACGCCUCCAUAGGUGGUCUGGGCGGCAACCACGGCCCAGCUCUGCCCCGCCUUCUCCAAGCCCAACCUUCUGGGUCAAGACCUUCGUAUCCCUUUUUUUAAAAAACACUUUUAAACUUUUUAAAAACUAUAAACCUCUUUUCAGCAGAGAGGAAGGGAGCUGACUUUUUUUUUUUUUUUUUUUGGAAGGCAUUGUAAGCAGAACUGACCAUCUGUGCAGCUCCACGUCCCCUCGUGGAGCUUCACGGAUCCAUUUCUAGGGAAGGGGUUUUGUGCUCACAACUGAUCAACUCUUUGCCCUUUCUACCAACAUAAGUGGCACCUAGGACCCAAGAAAUAAAUGCUGAUGAUUUGUGUGA
Molecule: messenger RNA, 1258 nt
Organism: Herpailurus yagouaroundi (jaguarundi)
Lineage: Eukaryota; Metazoa; Chordata; Mammalia; Carnivora; Felidae
Gene: PKIG
Product: cAMP-dependent protein kinase inhibitor gamma
Exons: 6
Coding region: 377-604 (75 amino acids)
Biological process (GO): negative regulation of protein kinase activity
Molecular function (GO): cAMP-dependent protein kinase inhibitor activity
Source: RefSeq, a predicted model, not a curated record